UGAAGUCAAUAAAUUUUUAUAUACUCGCAGAGGCAGCGGAAUUACACGAACCAAUAGAUAUAACGGAGGGUUCCCUAACGAGCGGCGCGUGUCGAACAAACAAACCUAAAGCGCGUCUGUUAAAUAUCCCAUUUCUCAAUCUCUAAAACGGCGUUGGCCGACGUCGUUUCGCAAUUGUGUUUCAGAGAAUUGCUUUCUUCCAUUCCGCUCCCCUCUCAUCGUCCAGAGCAAAUCCUCUGUAUACAUGUAAUACGUACAGAUUUUUGUAUGUAUCGAUUUAUACAUUCAUCGGAGCGCUCUACAGUCGUGUGUGCGUGUGAAAUGUGAAUGUAUCGAGAUUACAUACCCACCCCCUUUCCUCAUGGUUGGUUCAAGGAGAAUUAGGAACAAAGAUUUGCGAGGAAUUUAAACCCUAAUUUUUCUUGGUUGCGUGAAGCGUCAACGUUUCGAUCAAUGGAGGAUCGUACCGUAUGUUGCGAGUUUUUUUCGGUUUGUUUUUGUAAAUGAAGAGCACGGCAUAGCGAUUGUUGAGGAAUUAGGGGUUCUGUUGUUGUAUGAUUUACGGCAUGGAGAGAGCAAUAUGUCCGAUUUUGUGCGGGUCAAUGUUGGCUGGGUAGAUCAGUUAACUGAACUGACGCUUUUCGUCGUUCUCUGUGGUGAUAUGCCUUCGAUUUUGAUUUUGUUUUUAACCGUAUCUGGAAUCUCCAACGAAUUAAUUUGCUCGGUGAGGUGAGUGUCCGUUUUGGUUAUGGGAAUACUUUCUUAGGUUUUUGUAUUGGAAGCGUUCUAGGCUGCUCCGGAUUUGAUUGAAUUCGAGAAAUUGUGGAAAGUGUGUGGUUUAGAUCGUGAGGAAGUUAUUCUUCUGUGCAAACUUAAGAAUGAGCUUAGAAAAGGAGGAGUGUAGGUCCUCUGAAGACGGUUCCGAGAAAUUUGAUGCGGCUAUAAAGAAGCCAAAAUUUUCGUAUGACAGAGAUUUCUUGUUUUCUUUGCGUGAUUUGGAUGUCUGCAAGAAGCUGCCCAAUGGUUUUGAUGAAUCUCUGCUGAGUGAGUUUGAGGAUGUGGGGCAAAGCAUACCAGAUCAAUCAAGAAUUCCUGGGAGUCAUUCGCUACAGGGCUUCAGGCGAAACCAGUAUGGAUCAUCUCCACCAACUCGCGGGGAUUCUAGUAAUUAUUCUAGAAGCACUUAUGGAAGGAGCGACAGUGAUUCCCAGUCUGAACGCGAGUCAGACUCUGGAAGGCGCUAUGGGCAUCCAUCUCGAAGGUCUUGGCAGACUACUGAACAGGAUGGACUACUUGGUAGUGGUUCAUGUCCAAGACCACCAGGACAUGUUUCUGGUGUUUAUGCCCCAAAGUUCAGAGUAAAUGGCGAUCAUCACCUCAGCAAGAGCAAUGAGCCAUAUCAUCCACCACGGGCGUACAAGCCAGUACCAUAUUCACGACGAGAUACAGACUCAUACAAUGAUGAAACCUUUGGUUCAAUGGAGUGUGAAAAUGAGGACAGAGCACAGGAGGAAAGGAGAAGAAGAGCUUCUUUUGAGAUGAUAAGAAAGGAACAGCAAAAGGCUCUUCAGGACAAGCAAAAGUUGAAUUUGAAGCAUAAUUCUGCCAUUAUCUCCAAUCUUUCUGAGGUAUUGGAGGAUAAGAAAGAGGAAAUGGGAUCUGCUUCUGGGCAAAAGGAGUUGGAGGGGUCUUCUACAACUGUUGUCGUAAGCAACAAUCUGGAUACAUCUUUUUCUUUGCAAGCAUCAGCAUCCAGACCGCUUGUUCCUCCUGGUUUCCGCAAUGGUAUACUGGAAAAGGGUUCAGGGUUGAAAUAUCAAAGUCAAACUCUAUCACUAGAGGAACAGAAACCUGUACCUGGGAAAAGCCUUUUGGAUCCUAAAAUUAGCCUUGUUCCAGAUAAUGGAAGUGCUGGUUUGGAGCUGAAUUUAUCUCAAGGUAUGAAUGCAGUUAAUGAGCAUCCCUUGCAGAGAGCCUCCCCUUUGGAAAAAGGGGAAAAUGAGAAGUCACUCUAUUAUUCAGAUCUGCAUGUCAAGAAAUCUCUUCUGGAGGAUCAAGUGGUUCAUGCUUCCAGUCGUUUAGAUUCUCAUGGAAGCUUGGAUGACCCUGCAAUCGUUGGGCUCAAUGCUAAUGCAUUGGAGGGCAAAACUUCCGCUGAUGGCAAUAGCAAAUUUUCAACUUCGCUACUGGAAAAUAUAUUUGGUGGUGCAUUAUCCUUAAGCAACCAUGAUGGUUCUAAUAUAACAAAGUUUCAUCAUAUUAAACCUGAUGACACACGGAGCUCCAGCUCUACACAAACAUCAAAGCUUUCCCACUGGUUUCCUGAAGAAGAAUCGAAGCCAACGGAUGAUAGCUUGUUUGGAGGGUCAAAUGACUUGUUAUCUUUAAUAUCCAACCGUGAUAAAGAUCAAUGUCAAGCUUCCAACUCUGAAGCAGAUGACUUUCGGCUUAAUUUCUCCUUAGAGAAAUCCAAUAAACUGGCAAUUGAAUUGCCCCCAGUGGUGCUUGGGAUCUCGAACAAGACAUCUAUUGAUAAGAAAGAGGAGAGCAUUUCCAAUGUCAUAACAUGUGAGGACCUUGAACAAUCAAUGCUGACCGAGUACAGUGCCAAUAGUAUUAACAACAAACCACCCUUCUCUGAAGACUGGGAUACUACUGAUCUACGUACUGAGCAAACACGUGAACAUGUUGAUGAUCAUGCAUCCCUACAUCUACUCUCUCUGCUGCAGCAAGGAUCAUCAGAUCAGAAGCAUAUGUCUGUGAACUCUGAUGCUGGUUAUAAUUUGGAAGAUAGACCUCCAGCUUCUCAGGUAGAUGGUACGAACACGUCAGUCCACGAGCAUAAACAUGAAGAGAAUGAAAAUAGUGUUCAUAAUUCAGGAAAGUCAAUUACUCUUGAAAAGCUAUUUGGAUCUGCUUUUAUGAAGGAGCUGCAAUCAGUUGAAGCACCUAUUUCUGUCCAAAGGGAGUCGACUGAAGCUGAUGCUCCAGAGCCUCUUAGGUUUGCAGAUAAUAUAGUUUCUUCCCCAGCAACUGAUAUCGGUGGCCUCCAAGGGCUUUUCGCUUCAAAUGAUAGACAACAUAUGAGGCCGGGCGUCGGUGAAAGUUUGCUUAGCUUAGAUGGUCCUGUUCGCGGUACAAUCUCAUCAAACAAUGGUCUGGAGGAAGUCCCCAUGCCUGAUGGGUAUGGAACUGCGGAAUUACCGCCUUCUGAAGCAAAAUAUUUAAAUCAUCAGAUGUUGAAAUUUAUGCCUGCUCAUAAUUCUAUGCCCAAUCCAGACUUUUCUUCAAAUUUAACUGUCGACAUGCUGGAGAAAUUGGCAGGUAUCAAUACUGUUAAGGAUGAUCGGUUUGUGGAUUCAGAAAAUGUCCCCUUUCCACAUCUGCCUUAUCAGAACCCGAACCCUCAACAUCCCUAUCCUGGUCUCCAGGCACUGCGACCGUCGCCUCAGUUUCAGCAUCCACAAAUGUCUCAAAUGAGGCCGUUACAUCACAGCUUUGAGUCUCCGCAUGCUCACAUGAGUUCCCAAAUGGAAAUCUUUGGCCGGGACCAUAUGUUAGAUCACUACUUACCAGUCAACCACCAAGUUCCUCCAAACAUGAUCCGGAAUCCCCUUCAUCCUUCAAAUAUCAGGAUAAUGGGACCAGAUGCUCAGUCCCUGGCUUCAAUGCAGCAUCAGAUGCAAUUAUCUGGUAACCACAGUCAUUUGGUACCCGAAUUACAAUGGGGUGGCCACAGCCCGGUUCUCCAUCCUGGCAACCAAGCAGCUAAUUUCAGACGGGACAGAAACAGUGUGCCAGGAUUCCUUCCUGAGAACUACCGACCAAACAUUCGUGGCCCUGGAUUGCCAAUGCCAGGUGCCGAGGGUAGUCCUCCACCGGAGUUGUUCCAAAGACUGAUGGGCGGCAGCGGCAUGGGAGUGGAAGCCAAGCAUAGCAACAAUAAUAAUAAUAAUAAUACUGGUGCUAUUCAUGAUGGUUUUCAGUUCAGAUAUGGCUAAAGCUUAGCUUAGCUUGAGGUAAGUUGAUGAUGGCAUGCUCUGCUGCUGCAAUCGACCUUGUUGAUUUUACUUGCAUUCUUUCUUUCUUUUAUCUGAGAGAGAGAGAGAGAGUGAGAUAAUUAUGAUGGUACGGUACUCUAAAUACAUAUAUCUCUGCCAGAAUUAUUCACAGCCACUGUUGGUUCCUUCCUUGUUUUUUUUUUAUUUUUUGUCUGUAUAUUCUGUUCGACCAGGCCCACUUUCAAUCUUCUCUAGCUCUUUCUUGCAUUUC
Messenger RNA from Andrographis paniculata, 4272 nucleotides. RefSeq lists its product as uncharacterized. Lineage: Eukaryota; Viridiplantae; Streptophyta; Magnoliopsida; Lamiales; Acanthaceae. The transcript has 10 exons. The record is from RefSeq and is a predicted model, not a curated record. The coding region runs from base 879 to 4001 and encodes 1040 amino acids.